AUGGCGGCCCACGAGUUGGAUGUUUUCAGCUUAACCGAUAUCACCGAAAUCCAACAAGCCUAUGCGCAAAUUCACCUUCACGAGCAAAAAUUGAAUAAUGAGCUUGAUGCCAUCUUAGACAACCAGCCAAGGCUUGAUGCAAAACUAAAUACACUACAGAAUGUUAUUCCUAACCUGCAGUUAGUGAUGAGAGAUGCCCAGCAUUUGCACACCAUGAUUUCCAACACUUCAGAUUUAGCUGAAAAGGUCAGCAGUAAAGUACGACUUCUGGAUCUUGUUAAGAACAGAGUUCAAGAAACAAUCAAACAAGUGGAUGACAUUCUUGAUUUAAAGGCCUGUGUAGAUGGUGUACAGACUGCACUUAACACUGACCACUUUGAGCAGGCAGCAGCACAUAUUCACAGAUAUCUCAAUCUAGAUGAACAGGUGCUCAAGGAGGUAACAGGCGAUUCAAAAGAAGGUUCUGAUAUAGCAGGAGCAUUUGCAUUACUCCAUGAAGCAGAAGCAAAACUAAAAAGAAUAGUUCAUGAUAAGUUUGAGGCCGCGAUACAAAAUGGUGAUCGGAACUCUGUUGAAAGGUUUUUCAAGAUUUUUCCAUUACUUGGUCAGCAUCAAGUUGGACUUCAGAAGUAUGGAGGAUACUUGUGCUCCCAGAUAGCUGCUCAAUGCCAGAAGAAUCUGGACAGUGCUGUUGCUAUCAAGGAAUCAGAUCGUCAAGCUAAUGUUGUGUUUGCCAACACGCUCACCUUGCUGUUUGAGAACAUUGCACGCAUGGUGGAGGAACAUCAGCCAUUUGUAGAGACUUACUAUGGUCCUGGUAAAAUGUUUAUUUUGCUGCAAGCUAUGCAGGCUGAAUGUGACAGACAAGCUAUUCAAGUGGUGGACCAGUUUCUCAAAAAGAGACAGUUCAAAGAAAAGUUUAAGUCAGUGCAGGGUAGUCAAACAUUCAAAGGUUCUUCUGCUAAUCUUGAAAGAUAUGACCCAAGAGAACUUGAUGUUGUUUUGAGGGAAGUUGUUGUUAUGAAUGCAAGGGCAGAGAUGUAUUUGAGAUUUCUGGAAAAAAGGAUCACUGAUGAUGUGGAAAAUGUACCAGAAGAGGAAAAGACUGAAGAAUUGUUAGGAAUUCAAGACAAAGUGGUUUCCAACUGUGAGCUCAACAGAAAAAUGCAGGAGCUGAUUGGAAAUUACAUUUACAUGGAAGAGUAUUUUAUGAGGGAAACUGUCAUGAAGGCUGUAAAGAUGGAUGUUACAGAGGGUGGUGAUGAUGAAGCUGUCACAUCCAGCAUGGUGGAUGAUGUUUUCUUUAUUGUGCAAAAGGCUGUCAGGCGUGCUCUGUCAAGUUCUAGUGUAGAUGGAACAUGUGCAAUGUUAAAUCAUGCUUGUGCUCUUCUGUCAUCUGAUUACCGCGAUGUACUAACAUCCAGGUUAAAAGCUGGUUUCCCAUCUGGCAGUCUCGAUUUGUCUGGAAUGUUACAAGGGAAGAUACAAGUGGGUUACUCCUCAACUGCUGAGAACGCAGCUGCUAGGAAGGCUUUCCUUGUGAGUGUGACACGGUUGUUAGCAUUAUUUGGAUUGUCACGUAACACUUCUUUGUCACUCUAAGAAGUGUUACAACUUUUCUUCCUCGCUGUGACAGUCGUCACAGAAUGCUACCUGUUUCACGCCAAAUCGAGUUCGCACCUACGAAGUUCGCAUCCCUGAAAUCAUUUUAAACUUUCCAUGUCGAGUUCGUCUUCACCUUCAAUGGAUUAAAGAACGAGAAAUGAACAUGUCUUGCACAUGUGAUUUUGCAAGUUUUAAGCACUUGAUCGCUAGUUGAGUCGAUGUGGAGGUGAACUCGGUGGGCGUGAAACCUCAAGCUACGUCAUCACCGAGUGCUUCUUCACAUUUCUGAGAACCCUUACGCUCUUCUUCUUUCCUAUUGCCAGAGCCAUUGCAUCGUAAAUCAAAUAUCAGCCUACUCUUGAAGUUCUAAAGAGGUCAACAUCUAAUCUCUCCUCGCAUUAUCAAUUCAUCGUUAAGCUGUCAGGUUAUGAGAAUAAAGAAAGUCAUCAACUAGGAGAUAUGGUCUUGAUGUAACACUAAAUUCUCAAAAGUAGCAGUGAAAGAAAAUGUAAAGCAAUGUUUAAAGAACUCAAGGGAUUUGUCGCCAUCGACUGGAGCU
Molecule: messenger RNA, 2164 nt
Organism: Orbicella faveolata
Lineage: Eukaryota; Metazoa; Cnidaria; Anthozoa; Scleractinia; Merulinidae
Product: conserved oligomeric Golgi complex subunit 4-like
Biological process (GO): retrograde vesicle-mediated transport, Golgi to endoplasmic reticulum; Golgi organization
Cellular component (GO): COG complex
Source: RefSeq, a predicted model, not a curated record